AUGCGGGCAUCGCUCCUCCGAAAGAGAGCCGGAGGGAGAGCAGGGGGAGCUGUGCCUGCGGGGUCACCGAAAGGCCUCUCCUGUAAUGAGUUUAAUGCUGGCGCUUGCACCGCUCUGAAGGUCACAGUUGGCAGUACUGGGAAAUCCUCUGUCCUCAUGUUCCAGCCUGAUUCCCAGGAGUUUAAUGCCAGCAGCAGGCUGGGCUUUCUCCUCUUGGACCGGGGCCACCGUGCCCGCAAGGGCUCCUCCAACUUUGAAGGGGUGGGACCGCAGCCAUCUCUGGGCAAGCCGCUGCAGGAUGUCCCCUCGCUGGCCGCGCAGCCCUCGGUGCGUUCCGCGGCGCCGCCAGCAGGUAGCGCUGUGCCCUCUGCGUGCCCGCAGGCAGCGCCAGCUGCGCCCUGCUCCGGCCUGGGCAGCGGCGGACCCCGGAGCCACGGAGCUGUGGCGGUGUCUGUGUGCCCUCCUCAUUCACCCUGCUCCUGCGGGCACUCAGCAGCAGCGGACCCCAGAGCCACGGAGCUGUGUCAGUGUCUGUGUGCCCUCCUCAUUCACCCUGCUCCUGCGGGCACUCAGCAGCAGCGGACCCCGGAGCCGCGGAGCUGUGUCAGUGUCUGUGUGCCCUCCUCAUUCACCCUGCUCCUGCGGGCACUCAGCAGCAGCGGACCCCGGAGCCGCGCAGCUGUGUCAGUGUCUGUGUGCCCUCCUCAUUCACCCUGCUCCUGCGGGCACUCAGCAGCAGCGGACCCCGGAGCCGCGGAGCUGUGUCAGUGUCUGUGUGCCCUCCUCAUUCACCCUGCUCCUGCGGGCACUCAGCAGCAGCGGAUCCUGGAGCCGCGCAGCUGUGUCAGUGUCUGUGUGUCCUCCUCAUCCACCCUGCUCCUGCGGGCACUCAGCAGCAGCGGACCCCAGAGCCGCGCAGCUGUCCCUGCCCACACCUUGUUUCUCUUGCAGAAGAAGUCUGAUGUUUACUCAGUUGAGAUCUAUGGGACAAAAGAACUGGAAAAAACAGAGAUUGGAGACGAAAACGAGAAGUACAAAGACUUGAAAGGCAACAAGAAGAAGAAGAAGGCAGAAGAGCUUAAGAAAGAGCUGGACCUGGAGGAUCACAAACUCAGCGCUUCAGAACUGGAGGAAAAGUAUGGAACAAGCAUCAACAAAGGUCUCUCCAGUGCAAGAGCAGCAGAGAUUUUGGCUCGGGAUGGGCCCAACUCCCUCACUCCUCCCAAAGCCACCCCUGAAAUUGUCAAGUUCCUGAAGCAGAUGGUGGGAGGCUUUUCCAUCCUCCUGUGGAUAGGAGCUGUCUUCUCCUGGAUCUCUUGUGGCAUUCAGAUUGCCCAGGGAGCUGAGUCACCUUAUGACAAUCUCUACCUGGGAGUAGUCCUGGCGCUGGUUGUCAUCCUCACUGGUAUCUUUGCUUACUACCAAGAAGCUAAAAGCACAAACAUCAUGGCCAGCUUCAGUAAGAUGGUUCCACAGCAAGCUCUUGUCAUCAGAGAUGCAGAGAAGAAGGAGCUGCCAGCAGAGCAGCUGGUGGUUGGAGACAUUGUGGAGAUCAAAGGUGGCGACAGGAUCCCAGCAGACAUCCGUCUGAUCGCUGCUCAGGGCUGUAAGGUGGACAAUUCUUCACUCACAGGGGAAUCAGAGCCACAGUCUCGCUCCUGUGACUUCACCCACGAGAACCCCCUGGAGACCAGGAACAUUGCCUUCUACUCCACCACCUGUGUGGAAGGCACUGCCACGGGCAUCGUGAUCAACACCGGGGACCGCACGGUGAUCGGGCGCAUCGCCUCGCUGGCCUCGGGGGUGGGCAACGAGAAAACCCCCAUAGCUAUUGAGAUAGAGCACUUUGUCUACCUGGUGGCAGGAGUGGCUGUCUCCAUUGGUGUGCUCUUCUUCAUCAUAUCUGUCUCCAUGCGGUACAAGAUCCUGGACUCCAUCAUCUUUCUGAUUGGCAUCAUCGUGGCCAACGUGCCCGAGGGGCUGCUGGCCACAGUGACGGUGAGUCUGUCCCUGACAGCCAAGAGGAUGGCCAAGAAGAACUGUUUGGUGAAGAACUUGGAGGCUGUAGAAACACUUGGUUCUACCUCCAUCAUCUGCUCUGACAAGACAGGGACCCUCACCCAGAACAGGAUGACUGUUGCUCACCUCUGGUUCGACAAUCAGAUCUACUCGGCUGACACCAGCGAAGAUCAAACAACCCAACCUUUUGAUCAGAGCUCUCCCUCAUGGACAGCAUUGUCCAAAAUUGUAACUCUCUGCAACCGGGCAGAAUUCCGACCAGGACAGGAGAGCAUCCCAGUCAUGAAGAGGGUUGUGGUAGGUGAUGCCUCUGAAACAGCUCUGCUGAAAUUCUCUGAAGUCCUUCUGGGGGAUGUUAUGAGCAUCAGAGCACGGAACAAAAAGGUGGCUGAAAUCCCUUUCAACUCUACCAACAAAUUCCAGCUCUCCAUCCACGAGACCGAGGACCCUGACGACAAACGCUUCCUGCUGGUGAUGAAAGGAGCCCCAGAGAGGAUCCUGGAGAGGUGCAGCACCAUCAUGAUCAACGGCAAGGAGGAGCCACUGGACAGUGAAAAGGCAGAGGCCUUCCAAACAGCAUACAUGGAGCUGGGGGGCAUGGGAGAGCGAGUGCUGGGCUUCUGCCAUCUGUACCUGCCUGAAGACAAGUUUCCAGACACCUACUCAUUUGACACAGAUUCCAUGAACUUCCCAACCUCCAACCUGUGCUUUGUUGGGCUCUUGUCCAUGAUCGAUCCACCUCGCUCCACAGUGCCGGAUGCUGUCUCCAAAUGCCGCAGCGCUGGGAUCAAGGUUAUCAUGGUGACUGGUGACCAUCCCAUCACAGCCAAGGCCAUUGCUAAGAGUGUGGGCAUCAUUUCAGCCACCAGUGAGACUGUGGAAGACAUUGCCAAGCGCCUCAACAUCCCCGUGGAGAGAGUCAACAGAAGAGAAGCUACAGCAGCAGUGGUGAAUGGGAUGGAGCUGAAGGACAUGAGCCUGCAGGAGCUGGAUGAAAUCCUCUGCCACCACUCCGAGAUCGUCUUCGCUCGGACAUCGCCCCAGCAAAAGCUGAUCAUAGUUGAAGGCUGCCAGAGGCAGGGAGCAGUUGUCGCCGUGACCGGAGAUGGAGUCAACGACUCCCCUGCCCUGAAGAAAGCAGACAUCGGAAUCGCUAUGGGGAUUGCUGGCUCUGAUGCAGCCAAAAACGCAGCUGAUAUGGUGCUGCUGGAUGAUAACUUUGCCUCUAUUGUCACAGGCGUGGAGGAAGGCCGCCUGAUCUUUGACAACCUGAAGAAGACAAUUGCCUACACUCUGACCAAGAACAUUGCUGAGCUCUGCCCCUUUCUCAUCUACAUCAUUGCCAGCAUCCCACUGCCCAUUGGCACUAUCACCAUCCUGUUCAUCGACCUGGGCACAGACAUUAUCCCCUCCGUGGCCUUAGCCUACGAGAAGGCUGAAAGUGAUAUCAUGAACAGGAGACCUCGAAACAAGAAGAAGGACAGGCUGGUGAACCAGCAGCUGGCAGUCUACUCCUACCUGCAGAUCGGUAUCAUGCAGUCAGUGGGAGCCUUUGUCACCUAUUUCACUGUGUAUGCUGAGCAAGGUUUCCUCCCUCACACGCUGCUCGGCGUGCGAGUGGCCUGGGAGAGCAAUGCCAUUAAUGACUUUGAGGAUUCCUAUGGACAGCAAUGGACCAAGUACCAGAGGACGUACCUGCAGUGGACUGGCUACACUGCUUUCUUUGUCAGCAUCACCAUCCAGCAAGUGGCUGACCUCAUCAUCAGGAAAACACGAAGGAAUUCCAUCUUCCAGCAGGGGCUUUUCAGGAACAAAGUCAUCUGGGUGGGUAUAUUUUCCCAGAUAGGAAUUGCUCUGAUUCUUACCUAUGGCCUGGGACAUGUCACAGCCCUGAACUUCACACCUCUGAGGUUUCAGUACUGGUUUGUGGCUGUACCAUUUGCAGUCUUGAUAUGGGUCUACGAUGAAGUCCGCAAGCUGCUGAUCAGGAGAUACCCAGGAAGCUGGUGGGACAAGAACAUGUACUACUGAAACCCUGCUGCGCUCCCUCCUUGGGGAGAGCUCCUUCCCCACCCGACCCAGGCUCUGCUGCUUUCGUGUCCUGUCUGUGCAAUAUCAAGCAUGAGUUCACCCCGUGAAGGGGAGAAGAGAUUUCAUGAGUCUAAUGAAGAAAUAAGGACUUCAGAGGCUGACAAAUGACCUCCCACUGGACUGUAAAGCUGGCACUUGUCUCCAAAUCGAAACGCUACCUAUUUUGGUUAUCAAGCACCAUACUCCCCCUCCUCAUGCAAAGAUGAACUUGGAGAGAGCUCUGAGAGGAAAAGCUGCACAGAGAUAAAGCAAGAAAAGCCAAAGACAGAAGCCCCACACAAUCUAAGGCAUGAAUUUGCACUAAAGGUGUUUGCUGGUUUCCUUUUGCUGGUGGAACUGAAUUCCAAGCGAGUGCACACACAGACCUGUGUUACCUCAUCCGGGGGGGGGAAAUGCUGUACAGGAAGAAUUUCAUAAUAAAACUAGUGUGGUUUUUUCCAGAAAGCAGGUC
Molecule: messenger RNA, 4561 nt
Organism: Pogoniulus pusillus (Red-fronted tinkerbird)
Lineage: Eukaryota; Metazoa; Chordata; Aves; Piciformes; Lybiidae
Gene: ATP12A
Product: ATPase H+/K+ transporting non-gastric alpha2 subunit
Exons: 24
Coding region: 1-4050 (1349 amino acids)
Biological process (GO): intracellular sodium ion homeostasis; proton transmembrane transport; potassium ion import across plasma membrane
Cellular component (GO): plasma membrane
Molecular function (GO): ATP binding; P-type sodium:potassium-exchanging transporter activity; ATP hydrolysis activity
Source: RefSeq, a predicted model, not a curated record